AUGUUUUUUAUCAAGUGCAUCCUUCAAGCUGCUUGCGGUUUUUCUCUCUUGGGAGCCUGGAUAAUAUUGGCUUUGGUUAUGACGGGUUGCAAGUCCGAGACGAGCUCUCAUAUAUCCUUGUUCAACUUGUCAAGUCGUUCUGCCCAAGUUAACGUUGGAUACUUUUCUAUGUGUUUGAUCGGCGGAAAUAAUUCUGUCACGUGUAGUAGAUUUACAAACACAAGGAGCAUUCCUUCUUUCUCAAUGGCGGAUUUGCGGUCCAAGUUUCUUCUCCCUCAAGUCCAUCCAUGGAUGGUUGUGUUUUCAUUUUGUGUAUGCGGUGUCUGCUUUCUUUUGGCGGCUAUUGGUGCGAUCCCUUUUAUAGAUCGACUGCCUUAUUUGAGACUCAUUCGACUUUAUCUGUCGGUGUUCACUUUUUUAAGUAUCCUGGUUACUUCCCUCUUUGUGCACGUAUCUGUCUCUUCUUUUGUCAUGGCGAUUGAAGAUACAGAUGUUUAUCUUCAUGCUGCUGUAGGAAAGAAACUUGUCAUUCUAAUGUGGGUGUCCAUGGGUCUCCUUGCUAUAGCUUCUCUCAUUGAUGCCAUUUUCUACGUCGUGUCAACCAAAACAGAGAAUAUUCGCCAAGCACUAUUCGAGAAGAAGUUUACGUUAUCACGGUCAAGUACAGCUGUUUCCUCUAAUUCUUCGUCCAGUCUUAAAAAGUAA
Messenger RNA from Schizosaccharomyces octosporus yFS286, 705 nucleotides. RefSeq names its product tetraspan protein Dni1. Gene Ontology annotation, biological process: conjugation with cellular fusion. The record is from RefSeq and is a predicted model, not a curated record. Lineage: Eukaryota; Fungi; Ascomycota; Schizosaccharomycetes; Schizosaccharomycetales; Schizosaccharomycetaceae. The transcript has a single exon. Gene Ontology annotation, cellular component: mating projection tip; membrane. The coding region runs from base 1 to 705 and encodes 234 amino acids.